This is a messenger RNA of Drosophila serrata, 720 nucleotides long. RefSeq names its product MORN repeat-containing protein retinophilin (gene rtp). Gene Ontology annotation, cellular component: cell projection. The record is from RefSeq and is a predicted model, not a curated record. Gene Ontology annotation, biological process: response to axon injury. NCBI's taxonomy places the organism in Eukaryota, Metazoa, Arthropoda, Insecta, Diptera, Drosophilidae.
CAAGCAAAGCUCAGUAGCAGCUUGUAUCGCUUCGGGGACGGUGAGCAGAGCAAUGGCUAUGGACGACUACGAUGAUGACAUGAGCAGCGUGGGAGUGACCACGGCACGGAUCGAAAACCAACACCACCAACAGGGUCAGCAUGGACAGCAACACCACCAGGGUCAUGGUGGCCAGAGCCAGUACAGCGCCGGAGCGGUCAAGGUGGGCGGAUGGCGGUACGAGGACGCCAGUCGCUACAUCGGCGAAUGGAAUCAGCGGGGCCAGAAGCAUGGCAUUGGACAUUUGCAGUUCGCCGAUGGCACCCGCUACGAUGGCCAGUUCCAGGAGGGUCUCAGCCAGGGAGUGGGCUGCCUCUGGUUCCCGGAUGGAGCAAAAUAUGAAGGCGAAUUCCAUCAGGGCUGGUUUCAUGGCAAUGGAAUCUUUUGGCGCGCCGAUGGAAUGAAAUACGAGGGUGAGUUCCGCGGUGGAAAGAUCUGGGGCCUGGGCUUGCUGACGUUCCAGGACUUUACGCACGGAUUUCCUAGAAACGAAGGCUUCUUCCAAGACUGCCGCUUUAUGAGAAGACGACGCUGUCCUGAGGUUGUCCAGCGAGCCCAAAAAUGUGCCCUGAUGGCCCGUUCCCAAUGCGAUCACCCUUACUGAAAGAAUACACUCACAUUCACGGAUAAUAUGGAUAAAUAAAGAAAAUAAUAAACAAGGAAGAAAUCCAAAUACGGGUA